CAAAAACCGUUUGCAACGAUGCUUGGAACUUGGGUCUUAUCGCUGGGCGUGAUCUGCCUGCUGCAGUGUACAGUGUCCGGUGAGCCACGUCCCGAUUUCGGGCUCGACGCUACGCUGUUCGGAACGGUACGAGUGUCCGGUGCGGUCGGUGAAACUCAGUCGGUCGUGACGGCGAUCGAUGCCAAUCUGUACAUCACACUCAACUCCUCCUAUCCGCGACUAUCGAACCUGCUGCAGCUAACCCAGGAGGUGGGCGAAAGUGUCUCCGAACGGUUGGAGGAUAUCCUUAACCCGCUGGCAACACUGGCGCCCUCGAGCAGCUCGGAAGAGGUGAGCCUUUUCAACGAUGUGCUUGGAGCUGUUACUACGCUGGAAGGAUUCCUGAGUACGCGACUGACGGAAAUAAACUCCGAGGUGGGGAUGCUGUUCAGCGGGUACAUUCCGUCACAGUUUUCCGAUGCUUUGGGCCGUGUCGGUGUGGGUCUGCGAGAGUUGGCCAGUGCACUCGGGGCUCUCCAGACUGCCGUGAAUGCGGUUGUGGGCCAGAACAGUGGCGAGAUGAGCGAGUGCGCACCAAAAGUCGUCCGACCGAAGCUGGUGUACCGGGUGGUGUAUGCGGUGCGUACUCUGAAGGCUUACCUGCCGGUGGUACGGUACACGCUGCUUACCACGGUGGAGAACAUUGCGUUAGCCGACCACUUCGUGUUUCGACUGACCGAGGAGGCUGCCGACGUACAGGAACCGGGACAGUACGUCGAUUUGAUUCGGGAUACGGUCGACAGCGUUAGGAUUGCUGUGAACAAUGGCGUUGCCGCGUUAGGGUUUCGAUUUUUUAUCGUCAAAACUUCGGUGUCAGACUUAAGCAGCUUGAGCUCGCUUUCGGCGUACUCGGGCGUACAGCAAGUGAUGAACUCCUUCGACAUGACCCUGCAACAGAUCGGGUCCGCCGUCACAACGUUCAACAGAUCGCUGGUGGACAUUGCCGAACAGCUGCGACUGGCGCUAGUUCCAGACCAAAGCACACCGACGGUCAACAACUCGGAGGUAGUCGCUGCUCUCGUGAGCACGCUCAUUGCCAAUGGUCCGUUUGCUCGGUUCUGUUUCUACAAGUACUCGGAGCUCGUGUUCGGGCUUGCCAACAACGGUUUGCUCGGGGUGGAAGCGUGCAUCAACAAGGAAAUGCUGCGACUUCAGCAACUUCGCAAGGCGUUGCUGGAACAAGUGCCUUUGCUGCUGUUCGAUCUGGAGGAUAUUGUCGGUCAGCUGACCACGUGCAAUGCUAUUCAAAGUACGAGCUCGCGUGAAUCCUGCGUUUCAAUGGUUACGAGCUAUUACGUCCAAGUAGCGUCGUUCUUCCGGACCAAAUUCGACACCCUGUUCAUAACCGGUGUUGCGGAAGCGGACGCCAGCAAAAACCGUUUGCUAGCGUGCGUUAAAGUGCUGCAGUACGAGAUUGUGGACGGAUCUGCACAGUCCCUCAAAGACCAGAUUCUACGGUGUGCCCAGGUGGGGCCACAGGUAAGUCAGUAACGCAACCGGACGCUAUCGGGGUAUCAGUUUUAAACAUUUUGUAAAGAAAGAUUAAAAAAUAAAAACUACAACCAUCUGGAGUAGUAAACAAGCUAAA
Anopheles stephensi (Asian malaria mosquito) is the source of this 1627-nucleotide messenger RNA. RefSeq lists its product as uncharacterized. The coding region runs from base 19 to 1530 and encodes 503 amino acids. The record is from RefSeq and is a predicted model, not a curated record. The transcript has 3 exons. Lineage: Eukaryota; Metazoa; Arthropoda; Insecta; Diptera; Culicidae.